This is a messenger RNA of Aspergillus brunneoviolaceus CBS 621.78, 1374 nucleotides long. It is a transcript of the gene gel1, whose product is annotated as 1,3-beta-glucanosyltransferase gel1. The transcript is spliced from 2 exons. Lineage: Eukaryota; Fungi; Ascomycota; Eurotiomycetes; Eurotiales; Aspergillaceae. The record is from RefSeq and is a predicted model, not a curated record. Gene Ontology annotation, biological process: fungal-type cell wall (1->3)-beta-D-glucan biosynthetic process. The coding region runs from base 1 to 1374 and encodes 457 amino acids. Gene Ontology annotation, molecular function: 1,3-beta-glucanosyltransferase activity. Gene Ontology annotation, cellular component: fungal-type cell wall; cytoplasm.
AUGAAGGGCUACGCUAUCGCGACAGCCAUCACUUUGGGCGCCUCCACCGCUUUGGCUGCUCCGAACCUCAAGGCCCGUGACGACGUGACUCCCAUCACCGUCAAGGGUAAUGCCUUCUUCAAGGGUGACGACCGUUUCUACAUCCGUGGUGUCGACUACCAACCCGGUGGCUCGUCCAAGCUGGCCGAUCCCAUUGCCGAUGCCGAAGGUUGCAAGCGCGACAUCGCCAAGUUCACCGAGCUCGGCUUGAACACUAUCCGUGUUUACUCCGUCGACAACUCCGCGGAUCACGACGAGUGCAUGAACGCUCUGGCAGAUGCUGGCAUCUACCUGGUUCUCGACGUCAACACCCCCAAGUACUCUCUCAACCGUGCCGACCCGAAGCCCUCCUACAACGAUGUCUAUCUCCAGUACAUCUUCGCCACGGUCGACAAGUUCGCCAAUUACAAGAACACCCUCGCCUUCUUCUCUGGAAACGAGGUCAUCAACGACGGUCCCUCGUCGAGUGCUGCUCCCUAUGUUAAGGCCGUCACGCGUGAUCUUCGCCAGUACAUCCGCAGCCGCAAGUACCGUGAGAUCCCUGUCGGAUACUCUGCUGCCGAUAUCGACACGAACCGUCUCCAGAUGGCCCAGUACAUGAACUGCGGUAGCGACGAUGAGCGCAGCGACUUCUUCGCCUUCAACGACUACUCUUGGUGCGACCCGUCUUCCUUCACCACCUCCGGCUGGGACCAGAAGGUCAAGAACUUCACUGGAUACGGUCUUCCUCUCUUCCUGUCCGAGUACGGCUGCAACACCAACACCCGCAAGUUCGAAGAGGUCAGCUCCUUGUACAGCACCGACAUGACCGGCGUCUACUCCGGUGGUCUCGUCUACGAGUACUCGGAGGAGCCCAGCAACUACGGUCUCGUCCAGAUCAAGGACGGCAAGGUCAGCACCUUGGAUGACUACGAUGCUCUCAAGUCUGCUCUGGCCAAGACCAAGAGCCCCACUGGCGACGGUGGCUACAACAAGACUGGAGGCGCCAACCCGUGCCCUGCGAAGGAUUCGCCCAACUGGGAUGUUGAGAACGACUCUCUUCCUGCCAUUCCCGAGCCCGCUAAGAAGUACAUGACCGAGGGUGCCGGCAAGGGUGUUGGAUUCUCGGGCUCUGGUAGCAUGAACGCUGGAACUGCUUCUACCAGCACCGCCACGCCUGGAUCUGGCUCUGCCUCCUCGAGCAGUGGCUCUAGCUCUUCCGGCAGCGGGACUUCGACCAGCUCUCCAGGUGCUGCUGCUGGCCUGCACGUGCCCCACCUGACCAUGACCCCUGUUCUUGUGGGCCUGGUCACUGUCAUGUCAACCUUGUUCGGAGCUGGCAUGGUUCUUGUUUAA